Bemisia tabaci is the source of this 922-nucleotide messenger RNA. It is a transcript of the gene Sbat, whose product is annotated as LSMD1 domain-containing protein Sbat. Gene Ontology annotation, molecular function: RNA binding. Gene Ontology annotation, cellular component: NatC complex. The record is from RefSeq and is a predicted model, not a curated record. Lineage: Eukaryota; Metazoa; Arthropoda; Insecta; Hemiptera; Aleyrodidae.
CGAGUCAGUUUCAGUAAAAUCUUCAAAAUCUAACUUUUUUCCAGACUUUUUCUGAAAUAUUUCCUGUUUUCAUCACAUAUUUCUGCCUGUAACGUCUUCAGAUUGUGAAAAAUAUUUUUAUUUGUUCUCGGAUUCAUUUUUACUUUAUGUGUCACGAAGUUGUGUACAAAUUUUCAACUUUCUAACAUCAGUUUUAACUGAUUGUGAGUGCUGCUAGUACUUAUUUUUUUGCACAGAAGCUCAUCAUUAAUGACCAUAUGUGCUUUGAAUGAUUUAAGUUAGUUCACAAUUAUGGUAAUCUUUCCAUCAAAAUCCGGCGCUUACAAGUAUAAGUAAAAUACACCUGCACCUAUGUUCAAUUAAUCAUUUUAUGCAAGGGAAUUUAGGUUGAGACUCUCCCUUCAAAAGGAUGGUGGCAACCUCUUGACAAGCAUCUUCCAAUCUUCAUGUGAAGCAUUUCUUAUUCUGUGUGCAAAACGCUCAUCUCAAAGUUCCAAUGAGUAAUCUGGAGACGUGGGUUGAUGGCCCUGCGGACGGUGAAAGUACAGAUCCUGUGUCAAAGAAAACAGCUGCCCUUCAAAAAUUGCGAAACUGGAUCAAUAAAAUGAUGAGAAUUGAAAUGACUGAUACACGAAUAUUGGUCGGCCGAUUUAUCUGCACUGAUCGAGAUGGGAACACGAUCAUGGCAUCCUGUCAUGAAUACCUGAAUCCUGAUGUGUGUGGAUUUUCUGAUGAACCAAGACUACUUGGCCUUGUCAUGGUCCCAGGACGGCAUAUAGUAUCUGUUUCCAUCUUCAAAUAGUGUUUUGAUUGAUCACUGCUAAACGAGUGAGCAAUAAUUUCUGAGAAAACACCACUUGAUUGUACAUUAUGGUUUUUGAAACAACGCAAAUACAUACAAUAUUUUGUUCCUUUUUUGAAA